AUCCAGGCUGCAUUCCUGUUGAAUCACUGAAGCAAAAGAGGAAAGGAAGGGAUUUCUCCUCCGACAGAGGACGAUUCAAAACACUCCCAGAUGUGCGUGGCUUGUUUUUUUUACUUCAGCUUUUUUAAGAGAGGAAACUCCAUUUGGCUCUUGAGGUGUCUGCCCUCUGUGACAACUCUCCUCUUCUGAACAGUGGAACCAUCUGACUUGGCCGUGUGUAUUUGUAAAACAGAGUAAGCGUGACCUUGAGUCUGAGAGAGAGAGAGAGAGAGUGUGUGUGUGUGUGUGUGUGUGUGUGUGUGUGUGUGUGUGUAUGUGUGUGUGUUUGUGGGUGUGUGCGGUCUUGGAAAACUCCUCGAGCAUUCCGCGUUUCCUUUAUGUGUAAGGGGACUGGCUCUUCAUAGUAAGCCGUCUGUAGAUUGUACCCCAGAGACCAGGAGACGUACAACAUGUGGACUCUGCUUUCCAUUUGGUUUCACGUGCUGCUGCUUGCGUAUGUCAGACUACUGAUGUUAGCGACGGAUGUCCUGGCUUCAAUCAGAGAAAUAAACCAGGAGAAGUGGGAGAAAGACAUCAGGUCAGCUGCAAGCCUGGAUGAGCUGCUCAUGUUGACUGACUUCCCAGACUGGAAGCUGUGGAGGUGUCGUCUAAAGCUGAAACAUGUUGACUCGGCCUCCUUCCCAGAAUUCCGUUCGCCCUCAGUGGGAUCGCACAGAUUCACACGCUUUGCUGCCAACUCUUACAGCCUGGAGGUACUCAAAGCCAUUGAUGAAGAGUGGCAGAAAACGCAGUGCAUGCCCCGGGAGACGUGUGUAGAUGUGGCUCAGGAGCUCGGCACUAGCAACGACAUGUUCUUCAAGCCACCAUGUGUCUCCGUGUUCAGAUGUAGUGGCUGCUGCAACAAAGAGGGGGUCACGUGCCGCAACACCAGCACCACCUAUGUUGAUAAAAUACUUCUGAGUGUGGUGCCGUUUAAGUAUGGGCCUGAGCCGAUGCUGAUCAGCGUAGCUAACCACACGGCGUGUAAAUGCCAGGAACCGCAGAUGAUUCGCAGACAAGCUCUGCCACACAGGAAGAGCGGGUGUUUUCCCAUUCGCCAGUCAGAAGACUCCAGAAGACUAUGUGACCGAGGGCUCAUAUGGGACUGUGUGGAGGAUCGGUGUGUACCUUAUCCCUCCAGCAAUCAAGCAAAAACUCCUUCCAACACAAAGGCAGAGGAUUGUGAAAUUGACAUAGAAAAAUGUGAAUGUAUUCCCAAAGAGGUGACAUCCACACGGAGAUAUGCUCCAUGUCUGUGUGCAGCCAGGAGGAGGCAAUUCAACCAUACGUCAUGCAGCUGCAAGAGAAAGUGAAAGCAUACACACAAUGCAUUCAUCACACCUCGGACAAUCUGCUUCUGCUGGAGCUGCGAUCGAAGAUACAUUCUAAUUUAUUUACAGUUUUAUUUAUAACACUGCUUUAUGCACACGAGUAUAACAUUUAACCCCACUUUUCACAUGACUGUGUUAAAUCACUUAACCUCAAAUAAAAGAACAAUCCCAGCCUAGUCAUGAUAUGUAAAUAAUAUACUGGUUCCUGUGCACUGAAUAUAGUAAAAUAUAAAAAUGUCCUACUAUAAAGAAUGGUAUGUUUGAAGUUAUUUCAUGUGAUGCAUGAGAAGCAUAUUGUGGAUGUGCAUAUGGUACAGUAUAUGAUAUUUAAUAAUUGUGUACAUAGUAAAUUCACUUCAAACUAUUGACCAAACAUUUUCAUAUUGAGUCACACAAAAUAUGAUUUAGUCAUGAAAAGCUUAUUUCGUAUAUGUAUUCAGUGUGAUUCAGAAAAUGUUGGUUUUCAGUGUGAGACUAAGCCUUUGUGGAUUAUUUUAUUUUAUGAUGAUGGGACAUACAGUAAAUGACCAUAGAAUACACAUUAUAAUGUACAGACCUGGCCCAAUGAAGUGCAAGAAAUAUUUUAUUGAUCUGUUUGAUGUGACGCCAUAUUUAUGACUGAAGGAUUCUGGAGUUCCUGACCGGCAUUUGUCAGAGACAGAUGUGUAGAGGUUUUAUGUUUAAUGUUUUUGUUUCUUGCUUUACCAGUGGAUUUACUGAAUAAUAAAUAUCUUCUUGUACAGUACGUAUCUGCUGGCCAUAUCUACACAUCUACUAAAGCUACACAGUUCACUGGCUAGUUUUAACCUGCACGUAACACUACCACAAACUUUUGUUUCAGUUAAUAAAUCCUGAAAAAGUCAUCCUGCUGUUUAUUUACCAGACCAGAGAAGACCAUUUUUAUUUUAUUUUUCAAGUGCCACAGCUUAGUUUUGCCAACCUAUCCAGCAGUGGGUUUCUCUGCUCCUUAAAGCGCCUUAACGUUACGUUAAACAGCCAGGUCCGUAGGUAUUUGGACGGUGAUUUUUGUAAUUUUGCCUCGGUACACCACAGCAAUGGAUUUGAUAUAAGGUUUUAACAAAAGUAUUGCAUUAAUUAAUUUUAUUUGCAGAGUCCCUCCAUUUUCACAGGCUCAAACGUAAUUGAACAGGCUAACUUAAUCUUAAGUAUUAGGAUUAUUUUUAAUACUUGGAUGCAAAUCCUUUGCAGUCAAUGACUGCCUGAAAUCUGGAACCCAUGGACAUCACCAAAUGCUGCGUUUCCUCCCUUGAGAUGCUUUGCCAGACCUUUACUGCAGCUGCCUUCAGUUACUGCGAGUUUGUGGGUCUUUCUGCCUUCAGACUUCAGUACGUGUAAAACUUGCUCAGUUGGGUUGAGGUCAUUGGACAUUUAAGAACAUUUAAUUUCAUUGCCUUAAGAAGCUCUGGGGUUACUUUUAAGGUAUGUUUUUUGGGUCAUUAUCUAUCUGUACUGCGAAGAGAUGUCCUAUCUGUUUUGCAGCAUUUGAGCAGAAAGUAUAGCUCUGUACACUUCAGAAUUCAUCCUGUUACUUCCAUUAAAAGUCAUUGAUAAGUGCCAGUGACCCACUUCCACUGGCAGCCAUACAUCUCCAUGCUAUAACACUUCCUCCACAUGUUUUACAGAUGAUGUGGUAUGCUUUGGAACACAAGCCCGUCCUUUCCUUCUCUGUACUCUUCUCUUCCCAUCACGCUGGUACAAGUUAAUCAUGUGUCAGAACCGGGCAGGCUUUUUUUGAGAGGUUUUUUAGCAAGUCUAAUGUGGCCUUUCUGUUCUUGAGUGUUUGCAGUGGUAUGCUUCUUGAGGUUCAUCGUCUGUAUUUACACUCAUGAAGGACUCUCUUGAAUGUAGAAUUGUAGACGAUGAUAUGUCUACCUCCUCCAGAGUGUUCCUGACUGUUCUAGUAUCUGGGCCUUAAGCGGGCUAAUUGGCAGUGAAUCAGCCACACCCUUGAACAGCACUGUCAGUCUGACGCUCAGUGAUCUCGGCCACACGUUCACAUUUGCCCAACAGUUCUGAGACACUGGUCAUGGUGUCGAGGAUGUAGUUGCUAUAAUGCUAUAAUGGUGAUCUUUACAAUCACACCAAGCUUAAUGUAACUUUUUCUUUUUACACUUUUAAUGCUACGAGUUGUAGACAUGUCUCUAUUACAGAAGGCUUUUGUUGACCAUCUCCACUUCUGACAAUAAACUCUUUUCUCAAGAUGUGUA
Molecule: messenger RNA, 3598 nt
Organism: Ictalurus furcatus (blue catfish)
Lineage: Eukaryota; Metazoa; Chordata; Actinopteri; Siluriformes; Ictaluridae
Gene: vegfd
Product: vascular endothelial growth factor D
Exons: 7
Coding region: 450-1352 (300 amino acids)
Biological process (GO): sprouting angiogenesis; induction of positive chemotaxis; positive regulation of protein phosphorylation
Cellular component (GO): membrane
Molecular function (GO): vascular endothelial growth factor receptor 3 binding; chemoattractant activity; growth factor activity
Source: RefSeq, a predicted model, not a curated record